CUUGAGUGCGGCGUCGGGAGCGAGUGCGUGUUUGCGUCACUGCGGCGGAGGAGUGGUGACGAAAAAGAAGCAGAUUUCCGAAGGCCAUGGCGUACGCUUACCUCUUCAAAUACAUUAUCAUCGGAGACACCGGUGUUGGGAAAUCCUGCCUUUUGUUACAGUUUACAGACAAACGGUUUCAGCCAGUGCAUGAUUUGACGAUUGGUGUAGAAUUUGGUGCUCGUAUGAUAACAAUCGAUGGAAAGCAGAUCAAACUUCAGAUAUGGGAUACUGCUGGUCAAGAAUCUUUUCGUUCAAUCACUCGGUCGUACUACAGAGGCGCAGCAGGAGCUUUAUUAGUGUAUGAUAUUACAAGGAGGGACACUUUUAAUCACUUGACUACUUGGCUUGAAGAUGCACGCCAGCAUUCCAAUUCAAAUAUGGUCAUCAUGCUUAUUGCAAAUAAAAGUGAUUUGGAAUCCAGAAGAGAAGUGAAAAAGGAAGAGGGUGAAGCAUUCGCUAGGGAACACGGGCUUAUCUUUAUGGAAACAUCUGCAAAAACUGCUUCUAAUGUGGAAGAGGCAUUUAUUAACACAGCAAAAGAGAUUUAUGAGAAAAUCCAGGAAGGAGUAUUUGAUAUUAAUAAUGAGGCAAACGGCAUUAAGAUCGGACCUCAACAUUCAUCUCCAGGAGCAUCAAUGGGAUCACAUCUUGGAGGACAGCAAGCUGGUGGAGGGUGCUGUUGAAGGGAUUCUUUAUCAAAGGAACCUGCACAAGGGCCUGUCUACUUGUUAAUUUUCCUUAUCUUCUCCCAUCCAGUCCAGCGGAACAGAAAUGCGAAGCUGCUGUUUAACAUUUUUUUUGUGUCCUACAAGACUUUAAACUUAUAAUUGAAAGUUAAAGAAAAAAAUAAUUGUUCACUUUAAAAAGAAAAAAAAAAAAAAACGAUUUUGGAGAUUGUAUUCAUAUCUAUUUGCUUUUUGAUUUCUAGGUCCAUUUAUUGUGAUUAUUUUUUAAAUGUUGUCUUGUGCCCCUGACUACAAACUGAAUCGUAUUAAACACUAAAAAAUGAGUAUUUUAAUUGGUUUGUGUAGGUAGGAUUCCCAGCUUCUGUGAUGACCUGUUUAAUAUUGUAAACUUGUCCUAAGGAGUUUGUCACUUUUUCCACUUUCAAAAAAAGCAGGAUUAUUUUUAAUUCUGUAUUUAUCAUUUACUUUCUGUAUAUAUAGUGUAAUAACAUGCUUGGGUGUAUUUUCCAAGCUAGACUUUGAAGAAUUUACAUUAGUUCUAUGCUGUCUAGAGCUUACAACUUAAGAAGGAAUUGCAUUAGGCUUUGCUUCAGUGCUGAAUUUUAAACAUAUAUGACAUUAUUUGCAUGCGUUCAUCUUCCCAUCAUUCCCUGUCUCGCAAAUUAUAAUGUACAUUCUUAGAUACUAUCUAUGUGUUUACCUAAUUUAAUGCCAAAUAUCUAUUGUUUGUUCAUCCCUCUGAAAUUGGUUAGUGGUUUGCCUUAAUGAAUACACUCAAAAAUCAGAUAUAAAAAGCAGUGACUUUCACUUGGAAACAACAAGAACUUUACUUUGAGGAUCUCCAUUGCUUUAUUUCUACCUGCCUGGAUUGUAGGUACUGUAUAUUUCAUAUGGGUCUUUUGAUGUACUGUGACUGUGUAAGCCUUCUCCCUUUUAAUAACAUGCAACCCUAUCUAUUGUAAGCAUAUUGUCUUGUGCAGGGCAUGUGGUAAGCCGUACAGAUUGAAGGCCCUGCUUCAAGCCAACAUUUUUUCCCUUCUCUGUUUAAACAAAACGGUUCCAUCAGUGCAAAAGUAAAUAUCUGUUUUAAGUUUUAUCUUUUCAUUAUCCAUAUGAUAAAUUGACAGUCACAAAACAUCAGUGUUCUGCGGUUGUACAUGCAAUAUGAAUGGAUUAUGCCUAGGCUACAAUUGGUGAUUUUCAAGUGAAGUAGUUAUGUACAAGCAGUUACAUUUCUAAGUCCUCAGAAUUUGUUCUCUUUAUGAAGUGCACAUAACCCAAGCAUUUGUAAUAAAUAUAUUUUAACCUGU
Messenger RNA from Bombina bombina (fire-bellied toad), 2038 nucleotides. It is a transcript of the gene RAB2A, whose product is annotated as RAB2A, member RAS oncogene family. Gene Ontology annotation, molecular function: GTPase activity; GTP binding. Lineage: Eukaryota; Metazoa; Chordata; Amphibia; Anura; Bombinatoridae. The transcript is spliced from 8 exons. Bases 87 to 725 code for a protein of 212 amino acids. The record is from RefSeq and is a predicted model, not a curated record. Gene Ontology annotation, cellular component: Golgi apparatus.